This is a messenger RNA of Fulvia fulva, 1704 nucleotides long. Its product is annotated as Sphingosine-1-phosphate lyase. Gene Ontology annotation, biological process: sphingolipid catabolic process; carboxylic acid metabolic process. The record is from RefSeq and is a predicted model, not a curated record. Gene Ontology annotation, cellular component: endoplasmic reticulum. Bases 1 to 1704 code for a protein of 567 amino acids. The transcript has a single exon. Gene Ontology annotation, molecular function: pyridoxal phosphate binding; sphinganine-1-phosphate aldolase activity. NCBI's taxonomy places the organism in Eukaryota, Fungi, Ascomycota, Dothideomycetes, Mycosphaerellales, Mycosphaerellaceae.
AUGUCCUCCUCAAGUCGCCUCAGCGUAAGCCUUCCACAGCUACGGAAGCGAUACGAUCCUCGACGACCAACUUCGCGCCAACUACUGCUCACCCACGGUCUUGACCUUGUCCGUAACCUGUUACUCGCCAUAUUCAUCCUCCGCGUCUUUCGAAGUGUCUGGAACAGACUGCGCGGGUACGGAUUACUGGGCUCCCUUCAGAUCCUCUACCACGACCUCUAUAAGCGAGGCUACGGCCUGUUUCUGAAGCUGCCAUUCGUGCAAUCGAAAGUGCGCGCCGAUGUCGAUAAGGCACUCUCGGAGCUUCAGGCUAAGCUCGUUCCUUCCGGACCCGGUGUAACGAACUUCACUGCUGUGCCUGCUACGGGAUGGACGCCAGAACAGAUCAAAGCAGAGCUGGACAAGCUGGGAGAGAUGGAGCAUACGAGCUGGGAAGAUGGAAGAGUCAGUGGAGCUGUCUAUCACGGUGGUUCUGAGCUUGCAGAUCUGCAGGCAGACGCUUUCAAGAGAUUCGGUGUCAGCAAUCCUAUACAUCCAGACGUCUUCCCUGGUGUGCGAAAGAUGGAGGCAGAAGUGGUCGCUAUGACGCUGGGUCUCUUCAACGCACCAGAAAGUGGCGCCGGCGUUACGACCAGCGGUGGUACAGAGAGCAUCUUGAUGGCUGUUCUGGCCGCACGUCAGAAAGCAUACCAUGAACGAGGCGUACGACAUCCAGAGAUGAUCCUGCCCAACACAGCACAUACGGCAUUCCGCAAGGCUGGAGAAUACUUCAAGAUCAAGAUUCAUCUAGUACCAUGCCCAGAGCCGAAGUACCAGGUCCACGUGCCCUCUGUUAGCAGGUUGAUCAACUCGAAUACAAUCCUCCUUGUCGGUUCCGCGCCCAACUUCCCACACGGUAUCGUGGACGAAAUUCCAGCUCUUUCUCGUCUAGCAGUUAAACACAAGCUACCCCUGCAUGUAGACUGCUGUUUGGGCUCAUUCGUCAUCGCAUUUCUGGAGAAGGCAGGCUUUAAGUCCCCAGACUUCGACUUUAGAGUGCCUGGCGUCACAUCCAUAAGCGUCGACACACACAAAUACGGCUUCGCACCGAAAGGCAAUAGCGUCGUGCUGUAUCGUAACGCAGAACUGCGGAGAUACCAAUACUAUGUCUGUCCAGAGUGGUCAGGCGGCGUAUACGCCUCGCCGAAUAUGGCAGGUUCCAGGCCAGGUGCUCUCAUUGCUGGUUGCUGGGCGUCUCUCAUGCACAUGGGCGAGAAUGGCUACAUCGAUACUUGUGUCCAGAUCGUGAGCGCUGCUGAGAAGAUCGCAGACGCCAUCCGCGAGUCUGACAAGCUUCGACAUAGCAUCACUGUUAUUGGGAAGCCCAUGGUUUCGGUGGUGUCUUUCCGUGCAGCGAACAACAAGCACACUCCGAGUCUCGAUGUCGAUAUUUAUGACAUUGCUGAUGGUAUGUCAGCAAAGGGCUGGCAUCUCAAUGCGCUGCAAGACCCCGCGGCUAUACACGUUGCCGUCACGAUACCGAUCGUAAAGGCUGUUGAUGAACUAAUCAGGGACUUGGAGGAGGUGGUCGAGUCAUGCAAGGGCAAAGCAAGUUCCAAGAAGGGCGACGCUGCUGCUCUUUAUGGUGUUGCGGGAAGUAUACCUGAUAAGAGCAUUGUGCGCGAAUUGGCGAGUGGAUUCCUUGAUACACUUUAUAAGACAUAG